GGGACUCCCUACAACACAGAACCGGCUCUCUCUCGAGAAAAGGACGAUCCUCACUCGUCUUUGUCCUGAGUACAAAUGCACUGUUCUUGGAAGCGACCCGUGCUCCUGUCCGUGCAUGAGCCCAUGCCCACCACAGCCUCUCUGGGGGGUCCAGAAACACUAAGCAACUGUCCAAGGCCAUACCGUGACCAGGACUUGACCCCAGGAGGACUGGUCCAAAGCCUCGCUGUGCCUCCUCCCGUGCACCCUCUGCUCACCUCCUGUGCUCUGCUGCACGGACACAAGGUCCUCCCUCUGCCCGAAGACACAGGCUGUCGUGGAAGUGGCUGUGUUCUGGGGGCCAGGCUGCCAUCUCUCCACCUGCAUUGAAAUGUUCAACAUCACCACGCAAGCCCUGGGGUCUGCUCAUAACGGGACCUUUUCAGAGGUCAACUGCCCAGACACCGAGUGGUGGAGCUGGCUCAAUGCCACCCAGGCCCCCUUCCUCUGGGUCCUCUUCCUGCUGGCCGCACUGGAGAACAUCUUUGUCCUCAGCGUGUUCUGUCUGCACAAAACCAACUGCACCGUGGCUGAGAUCUACCUGGGCAACCUGGCAGCCGCGGACCUCAUCCUGGCCUGCGGAUUACCCUUCUGGGCCAUCACCAUCGCCAAUAACUUCGACUGGCUGUUCGGAGAGGUGCUGUGCCGCGUGGUGAACACCAUGAUCUACAUGAACCUCUACAGCAGCAUCUGCUUCCUGAUGCUUGUGAGUAUCGACCGAUACCUGGCGCUGGUGAAGACCAUGUCCAUGGGCCGGAUGCGCGGGGUACGCUGGGCCAAACUCUACAGCCUGGUGAUCUGGAGCUGUACGCUGCUUCUGAGCUCACCCAUGUUGGUGUUCAGGACCAUGAAGGACUACAGGGAAGAGGGCCACAACGUCACGGCCUGCGUCAUCGUCUACCCGUCCCGCUCCUGGGAGGUGUUCACCAACAUGCUGCUGAACCUGGUGGGUUUCCUCCUACCCCUGAGUAUCAUCACCUUCUGCACGGUGCGGAUCAUGCAGGUGCUGAGGAACAACGAGAUGAAGAAGUUCAAGGAGGUCCAGACGGAGAGGAAGGCCACUGUGCUGGUGCUGGCUGUCCUGGGGCUCUUUGUGCUGUGUUGGUUUCCUUUCCAGAUCAGCACCUUCCUGGACACGCUGCUGCGGCUCGGCGUGUUGUCGGGAUGCUGGAACGAGCGUGCCGUGGAUAUCGUCACCCAGAUCAGUUCCUACGUGGCCUACAGCAACAGCUGCCUCAACCCGCUGGUGUACGUGAUUGUGGGCAAGCGCUUCCGAAAGAAGUCCCGAGAGGUGUACCAGGCAAUAUGCCGGAAGGGAGGCUGCAUGGGAGAGUCUGUCCAGAUGGAGAACUCCAUGGGGACUCUGAGGACCUCUAUCUCGGUGGACCGGCAGAUCCACAAGCUGCAGGAUUGGGCGGGGAACAAGCAGUGAACAUAAGCCAUCGGGCAGGACCACUGCCGAGCGUGUGAGGACUGCUGGGACCUGAGCUUCUCAGCCUGGGUUCAGGAAGGAGCUUGAAGCAUCCUAGGGAAUCAGGCAGGUGAUUCCAGCCCUGUCUCACGGCAUAAGCGUGCUGUGGGGAAUGGGGACCCUGGAGCAUAGCGGGGUUAUUCUUACUGGCUGGUGCUCUAAAACCCCCAUGAGUGGAGGGGAUCAUGGGGUAGGGAUGGGAGUGACAAAGCUUCCUUCCCUUUGGGGGAAGGACAGAUCUCCUGCCAGUUUUGGCCCUGUGGCUACAUGCACAGUUGGCAUGGCUGCCUCAUUUCCCAGUUUCAAGGGUUUAAGAUUUAUUGGUCUUCUGAAGGCUAAGUUCUAAGGAGUCUCUGGUAAGAGCCCAGAGACUGGGAUUCUGUGGUUCCUCUCACCCCUAGACAAGGUGGACGGUACAAAAGAAGAACCCCAAAGCAUGUAUGGAGCACUUGCUGAGUACACAGCAUUGAACACUGUGGGCAGGAGGGAAGACACGCAUAGUGUAAUGUCUUAAAGGAGCCCUGGCGUUAGUGGAGAAAGCCAAGGACUUGCAGUCUCCAGAAGGCUCCUGAUGGCGUGCCAAAGCAAGGAACUGUGGGAGAGGGGAGAGCACAGGGCCUAGGGGAACCGGUAACCCUGAACACGGUAGCCUGACCCCUGCCUCUGCUUCUUCUGCUGUCAUGUGAGGGUGUCCUGUGCUUUGAAAAGUGGGGUGUUAUAGGGCUGUGAGGCAUCAGAACACACAUCACUGGGUCUGGACACACGUCACAUGCAGAUGCACCAGAACACACAUCACAUGGAGAUGCACCAGAACGCACAUCACGUGCAGAUGCAUCAGAACGCACAUCACGUGCAGAUGCAUCAGAACGCACAUCACUAGAUCAAGACACACAUCACACGGAGACACUUGGCACAGAGAAAGCCACUCAGGCUUACUCUGCCUGCAGGUACAAGAGGCCCUCACUCCCUCCUACCUUUCCCUCCUAGUAUCCCACCCCUAUGUGCACACAACAAAGCGUUUGGUACUUGGGAAGGGCGGGAGAAAGCAAGUGUUUGUUUUGCAAUGAGACAAAGAAAAGGAUUUCUGGUGGGACCUGCCCGGAGAAUCCACACCUUGCAGCAUGGCUGCAAAUUGGUAGCUGACUGGGAGAGUUUAAGCUGCUUCCCAGGGCUCCUGGCUCAGUGACCAAGGGAUGCCAAUUAGUGGUUUAUCUGAGAGUGACUCACAAAGCAGGGAUGCUACCAAAGAGCUGACCCAUCAUCCAAGGUCACUUAACUGAGGGCGUUAAUUCCAGGCCCAGCUCCCUACAUGGCUGCAGAGUGCCUCGUGAGUGAUGUCAGGGGUGGGUAGGGCUGCCUGGGCCCCGGGGAACUCUGACAGGAGAACCACCCCCACCUUGGGGGAGAGGGGAACAACACAUCUGCAUAUUGAGCAGGUCUUCCACCAGAGAUAGGAUAGCCUUCCGGAUGGUUUCAGGGCCAGUGGGUUCCCCAUUAGAACCUAUUCCAGGGGCCUUGGGUGAGCUCAGUGUCAGUGGAGACAGUUGCCCCAGCAACGUCAUAGACUCGGGUGACAGACACCAUACUCAUAGUUCCAGAAUCUUCCAUGGGAGUUUAUUUUUCCACGUGACCGUACCCUGUGACGAACCUCCCGACAGAGGCCACUUAAGGGAAAGAGAAGGGUUACUUUGUCUCUCAGUGUCAAAAAAAAGGCUUCGGUCCAGUGUAGCCGGGGACUGUAUGGUAAACAGAGCAGGAAACGGAGACACGGCUGGAACCAGGGCAGCAUAUGACCUUCAAAUGUCUGCCCCUAGUGACCUUUCACCUACUAGGUCCUACAUCUUAAAGCUUCCAUCGCCUUCCAAAUUAGGACCAGCAGUCAGGAAUGAAGGGAGGUGCCUUUCAGACUCAACUAUAACAAUUUCACUGCCUAUUGGCUGGCCUCUGAGGCUAACACUCUGUCAAGCCCCUGGGGACAUCUGAGGGGCAUAUCAAACAACCUCCAACACCAAGCCACUUAGGAGCUGACCACCUGAUAGCCACGGGCUACGGAGACUCAGGAAAUGGGCAGAGUUCAUUGGUGUUUCUGGCCAGGCUGAGCCAAGGGAGAGCCUACAUGGCAAAAGUCCUGUGAAUCCCCACCAAUCUGACUCUGAAUUUCCUAAGAGAGAAGACCCCAGGAAAUUCUUUUUUCCACCCCAUCCUCCACUUGUAGCCAAAAGAAGGAAACAGAUGGCAUAAGCUGAGAAUGGACUCGGCCACACCCAUACUGUGAAGGUGAAGCAGGGCCCCACCCUCAGAGGAGAAGUUGGUGGGCUACGGGCGUGAGGGACACGGCUUGACCACAGCCUGGGUCCCUCAGGGUGGCUGAAGGGUCUGAAACUGGGUCACUGCAGGGUCUGCAACUAGGUCUGCAGGAGGGAAGCCCCCUUGUGCCUUGCGUCGACACCCUGAUGAGAAACCGUGUCCAUUGAAGGAUGGAGAAAGCUCUGUACCGUGCAGAGGAAGUGGCCGACAAGGGAGGAGCGCUCUGUGUAAGAACACGCCUCCUCUGUGCACUGGAAUAAACAGAUGAAUUUUG
Rattus rattus (black rat) is the source of this 4091-nucleotide messenger RNA. RefSeq names its product bradykinin receptor B2 (gene Bdkrb2). The coding region runs from base 371 to 1471 and encodes 366 amino acids. The record is from RefSeq and is a predicted model, not a curated record. NCBI's taxonomy places the organism in Eukaryota, Metazoa, Chordata, Mammalia, Rodentia, Muridae. Gene Ontology annotation, biological process: vasoconstriction; immune response; neutrophil chemotaxis. Gene Ontology annotation, cellular component: membrane. Gene Ontology annotation, molecular function: bradykinin receptor activity. The transcript has 4 exons.